CUGUAGAGGGAGAGAGAGUGUGUAACUGGAGAGAGCAUGCGAGGGAGGGAGAGGAGAGGGAGCUACAGGGUGACUGGGACCAGGAGAAACUCUGUGGCUGAAAGAGAAGAGAGGGAGAAGAAGGAAGAGAGAGUGAAGAGAGAGCUGUGUGUUUUUGUUGUUGCUGAACAACAUGUGUCUCAGUGUGCUGCUGCUCAUCUUUCUCUCCCAGGCAGAGUUGGGGAGAGUUUGGGCUCAGCAACAAACAGCGAUGAGGUAUCAUGUGACUGGACAGCAGCAUGAUGAGAGGCCAUCACACAGGACCCCCAGAGAACCGUGGCUGGGUGACGCCAGGGUGACCAGGGAAGUACUGGGAGGAGGACUGACCAUCGACACCCUACCAGACAACAUGACACACUUAGUGGAGGACACUGGUAGGUAUUACUCAUGGCGUAGUUUUGGCCCCGAUGACCCGCGCACAGAUGAACUCUGGGUAGAUCUAAACGACCUAGGACAUGGCCAAGUCAGAAUGCAUGGCAUUUUGUCCAAUACACACAGACAGGCUGCGAAGGUUGCCCUCUCAUUUGACUUCCCCUUCUACGGACAUUAUUUGAGGCAGAUUACCAUAGCAACAGGAGGGUUUAUUUUCAUGGGAGCGGUCACACACCGCAUGCUGACAGCAACACAGUACAUCGCUCCCCUCAUGGCCAACUUUGACCCCAGCUUCUCUAAGGAGUCUACUGUGCAGUACCUGGACAAUGGUGAGGUGUUUGUGGUGCAGUGGGAGCGGGUGAGACUCCAUGGAAGGGAGGCAGAGGGGGCAUACACCUUCCAGGCUGCCCUGCACCUCACAGGGACCAUCACCUUCAGCUACAGAGAUAUACCUUUGCCAGUGGAGGUGAUAAGUUCUGCUGAGCACCAAGUGAAGGCAGGGUUGUCAGAUGCAUUCAUGGUGAACCUGCCUUCCCCUCAAUCCUCAGAUGCCCAACGUCGGCUCUACGAGUACCAUCGGGUGGACAUCGACACAACUAAGAUCACCAACAACUCUGCCUUUGAGUUCACUGCAUUGCCUACCUGUCUGCAGCAUGACAGCUGUGAACUCUGCCUCACGUCCAACCUAACCUCUGGCUGUACCUGGUGCAAUGUCCUCCAGAGGUGCUCAGACGGAAUGGACAGACACAGGCAGGAGUGGCUGGACUACGCCUGUUCAGAAGAGGCAAAAGAUGUCACCUGUGAGGAUUAUUCCAAGGGGGGACCAGACAGCUCUAUUGGCCCUUCAGUUCCCUCAGACUCUGAGGUCACCACACUCCUGGGGCCCCUACCAGAAGGCCCUGCCAUGGAGAAUAACACCAAACGUGUGAUUCUAUACAAUGGUAAAGACGUGAAGACAGGCCCUCCGAGACAACACGACGGGUCAGCUCACACAGGAGUUAUAGUAGGUGUAGUAGCUGCAUUGGUGCUACUGCUGGCUCUUACACUGCUGGCUCUUUACAUCAACUCUCAUCCUUCCGCUGCCUCACCACUCUACAUCCUACAGCGACGCAACAGCUACUGGCCCUCCAUGAAGUUCAGGAAGCAGCGAUUCCACUCCAACUACGCAGAGGUGGAGGUCGAAGGUCACGAGAAGGAGGGAAUCAUGGAAGCUGGACAGUGCUGACCUGACUGAGGAGCAACUGGAUGAUGAGGAGAGAAAAAUGAGUUUGUAGUAGAGGAAGGAGAGAGCUUAGAGCUACACACACAUUCCCUACUCCAUUACACAAAUAAUGUUUUUUCUGUUCAUUCAUUUUUCAAUAAUCACUUCAAUAUAGUCCCUGUCUUUGUUGGCAAAAAAUAUGUGGGGUAUUGUAUAUACUUUUUAGUGGACAAAGUCUUAAACUCUUCUCGUACACAUCCGUGACUCAGGUUUUCGGGAAAGGGACAAAUGAGAAGAGGCCACUUUUAGGCUUUGCUAGAAUUUAUUUUUUGAGUUCCAAGUUUCUCAGCAGGUACGGAUUGCUGUCUCACCAUUUACCACACACCUCCAUGGGAUAUGUAACUGGAAUAAACUGUGAUACAUUAUGGCUAUCAACAUCCAUGGAAAAAAACACUAUAAGGGAUUCUGUAUCCCUGCACUUCCAUGACAAGAACGAAGACCAGUUGACAAUGUUCUUCAAUGAUAAUCUCUGUACAGUUCAUGUUUGAAUGUUUUGUUCCUGUAUUGCUUUUUUUUAUAUACCAGUCAAAAGUUCAGACACACCUACUCAUUCAAGGAUUUUCCUCUAUUUUGACUAUUUCCUAUGUUGUAGAAUACUAGCAAGACAUCACAACUAUGAAGUAACACAUAUGGAAUCAUGUAGUAACCAAAAAAGUGUGAAUAAAAUCUAAAUAUAUUUUAUAUUCUUCAAAGUAGCCACCCUUUGCCUUGAUGACAGCUUUGUACACUCUCAAGUAAAGGGUGGCUACUUUGAAGAAUCUCAAAUAUAACAUGUAUUUUGUAUAACACUUUUUUGGUUACUACAUGAUUCCAUAUGUGUUAUUUCAUAGUUUUGAUGGCUUCACUAUUAUUCUAAAAUGUAGAAAAUAGUAAAAAUAAAUUAAACACCUUGAAUGAGUAGGUGUGUCCAAACUUUUGACUGGUACUGUGUAUGCCAAGAAUGUAUUUCAUAAAUUGAUCAGAGGCAAUUCAAUGCUCUUCAUACAUGACUUUGACCUUCCAAAUUAACCCCAGAUUGAGGAUCAUGUUUUGAAAUACAGUAAUUUGAAAGAAUAAAGCCAUUAGAAUGAAUAAUGUUUAAUUAUAAUGUCAACCAGAAAAGGAGAAAACUCAGUGGGCCUAUAAUUUCUGCAUCCUGACCAGUGAAACCAAUUCUGAUUUGUGACAGCAGAUGUCACCCAAACCAAACUCAUUUGCAACUGUAUUCCAUGUAGGCCUUCACAACAGGCUACAUACAUAUUGUAGCAGAUGGCAUGAUCAUCAUGUGGAAUAAAAAGCGUUGGCGUGUA
Messenger RNA from Oncorhynchus masou masou (cherry salmon), 2961 nucleotides. RefSeq names its product plexin domain-containing protein 1-like. The record is from RefSeq and is a predicted model, not a curated record. The transcript has 14 exons. Lineage: Eukaryota; Metazoa; Chordata; Actinopteri; Salmoniformes; Salmonidae. Bases 173 to 1636 code for a protein of 487 amino acids.